CUGAAACUUCCAAGCACUUACCCAAAAACAGAAUUGAGUCCUUUUGUCUCUGCCCGCUCUUCUCUACACAUCAUUAUCAUCCUCCUCCCCCGAAAAAUGGCAGACUCCCAACGCCCCAAAGUAGGCGUAGGCGUCAUCAUCCACGACGCAGCGGGAAACAUAGUCAUGGGCGAGCGCGCCGGCUCAGCACACGGCAGAGGCACCUUCCAAUGUCCUGGAGGCCAUCUCGAGCACGGGGAAACUUUUGCUGAAACGGCGGUGCGCGAGGUGCGGGAAGAGACGGGGCUGGAAGUAGGUCAUGUGCGGUUUUUGACGGCUACGAAUGAUGUGUUUGAGGAGGAAGAGGGGUUGAGGAAGCAUUAUGUUACUGUUUUUGUUACGUGUAGUAUUGUUGGGGAGGACAAGGUAUCAAAGUCAAUGGAGCCGCACAAAUGCGCCGCCUGGGAAUGGGUCCCAUGGAGCCAGAUGUGGGCAUGGGCCAAAGCACAGGCAGAAGCCGAAGCACCGCCACCACCACCCAAAGACAAACUCGAAGACGACAAAGCUCAACCCGAAGCUCAACCCAAAAUCGAGCCUAAACCGCUCGAGAAGAAAAUGUUCCUGCCGCUGGUCAACCUCUAUAGGGAGUACCCUGAGUUGGAGCAUUGCCUUUUAUGGCGCGCUUCGGCGCAUGACGAGCGGAAAGGGAGCGAGGCGAUUAGUGGAUGGUCGUCUCGCCAUUGGUAGUGUAGCUGAGCUUUAUUGAACGAGAGUGUUUCUAGGUAAGCAGGUGGGAAAUCUGUUCGUUCGUUAUCGGUGUUGGAGGUAGUGUGUUUGGGUGCAGAGUUGGAUGUGAGCAGGCACUAACGAAAGAGCUGAUGCAGAUGUUGGAUAUGCCUAGUUGGAAAACGUUGAUGGUGAGUUGAUAAGGGGUCAGGGAGGGAUUCACUGCGAGAUAGCUGAACU
This is a messenger RNA of Cucurbitaria berberidis CBS 394.84, 945 nucleotides long. RefSeq lists its product as uncharacterized. The record is from RefSeq and is a predicted model, not a curated record. Gene Ontology annotation, biological process: dGTP catabolic process. Lineage: Eukaryota; Fungi; Ascomycota; Dothideomycetes; Pleosporales; Cucurbitariaceae. Gene Ontology annotation, cellular component: cytosol. Gene Ontology annotation, molecular function: 8-oxo-7,8-dihydrodeoxyguanosine triphosphate pyrophosphatase activity. The coding region runs from base 97 to 726 and encodes 209 amino acids. The transcript is spliced from 2 exons.